AUGGCGUUCCGAACUUUGUUUCCUGGUGUGGCCGUGGUGACCGGUGCUGGUGGAACUGGUAUUGGAGCAGCUGUUGCAAAGGCCUUCGCUGCAGCUGGCUGUGAAAGGAUUGCCAUUACAGACGUGAAUGAGAGUACUCUUGAGCAAACUAGGUCAGCAGUCGCUGCCGCUCACCCUAAGGCCCGCCUCCUGGCUUUGGCCGGGAACGUCGCUGACGAUCGAUUUACGGAAUCUUUUAUUGAUAAAGUCGUGGGGACUUUUGGACGUGUUGACUAUGGUGCGAACUGUGCUGGCGUGCUUGGUGUACCGGCUAGGUCAUCAGAGACAUCUCUUGCCGAGUUCGAUCGAGUCAACAAUAUCAAUUAUCGAGGAUGCUGGCUAUCUUCUCGCGCCUUAUUAAAGCAGAUGGUCGUCCAAGAUCCUCUACCCAGUCAUGAAGCUAGCCGCCCGCCACAGCGUGGCGCAAUAGUAAAUAUCGCCAGUCAGCUGGGGGUCGUCAGUCGUCCUAAUGCCCCGGCAUACUGUGCAUCAAAGUCUGCUAUCAUAGGGUUGACACGCGCAGAUGCGAUCGAUCACUCUCAAGAUGGGAUUCGAGUCAACUGUGUCUGUCCAGGAGUCAUAGAGACGCCUCUCGUGAUGGAGAAGAAGGAGGUUCGCGAUGCAAUUCUACCAGCAGUAGAGACAGCCCCCAUGAAGAGAAUGGGAACACCAGCUGAAGUUGCUGACGUGGUGCUAUUUCUUUGCUCGACGCAGGCAUCAUUCGUUCAGGGUCAUGCGAUGUUGGUAGAUGGCGGCUAUAUCACGGUGUAA
Molecule: messenger RNA, 810 nt
Organism: Penicillium maclennaniae
Lineage: Eukaryota; Fungi; Ascomycota; Eurotiomycetes; Eurotiales; Aspergillaceae
Product: SDR family NAD(P)-dependent oxidoreductase
Exons: 3
Coding region: 1-810 (269 amino acids)
Source: RefSeq, a predicted model, not a curated record